AUGUUCAAGAACGCGGGCAGAAUAUGCUCUUCGGCCAGCGUGACCACUGCGUGGGAUGACGUGGUCUCUGUGCGCCUGCGUCUGCCUGCCUCGUGCGACCUGUCCGCUCUGCUCACCCACCUCAUCGCCCACCUGGGCUGCCACCCGGCCAUCACUCCCGCACUCAACUCGUCCCUGCCUGGGAGUGCAGUGCAGAAGAGGGCAUCGACAGUGGAUGAUGCGGGGGACAUGGUGGGAGCAGGCGGCAUGGCCGUGUAUGCAUGGGACAGCCCUGUGGCUCGCCAGAUGGUGCUCAUGCCCCUGCUCCCCCACGCACACCUUCCAGCACAAGCACACGCGGGCACAGACACCAAGAAGGAAUCUGUGCAGGGUGAAAGGGAGACAGGGAUUCAGGUGGAAUCGCAGGUGGAUCCUCAGGUGGAUUCAACAGAGCCGGUGGUGGUGGCCGGUGGGGGCGCUGUGAAGGUGCUGCUGUUUGAGCCGCUUGUGGGACUUGGCACUCCGGAAAUCGAGUUUCUCAAGCCAGGCGCAUUCACACCCACAGAGCUAGACAUUAUAGUCAGCACGGUCCAAUCAGCAAUUGACAGCUCAUCACCCUUCAGGCCUCAGCAGCAGGCUGGGCCAGGUGGCAGCAGCAGCCGCAGCAGUAGUGGCGUUGGUAGUGCCGUUGGUAGUGGUCUUACCAACAGGAGUGGCUCACUGUUGCCGUCUCCUGACAGAUCUCCUGACAGGGUCCCUGACAGAAGCACAAGCGGCAAGAGCUACAGUAGCAGGGGUCCCAUUGGCAGUGGUGGUAACAGUGGUACUAGUUAUGGUGGGGGAGAUGGGCACACAGGCAUGUCCCAGGCGAUUGCUGAGAAGCUUCAGCGCAUGGGAGUGAUGGUGUAUGCUCCUGGGGGAGAGGAGGGAGAGGGUGGGAGGGGAGAAGGGGAGUGGGAGGAGGGGGAGGAAGAGGAGGGAGAGGGGGGGGAGGGGGGGGAGGAGGGCAAGGGGGAUGAGAGGAUGUGGAUGGAUUGGGGCAAUCUGGUUGGAUAUGAGGAGCAGAAACGUGAGAUAGAGGACACUGUGCUGCUGGCUUUGCUCCGCCCUGACGUCUAUGACAGCAUUGCCAGGGCCACACGCACCCACUUUGAGUCCAACGCCCGCGCGCCGUACUGUUUGACGGGCCGCCAGGUUGCCUGUGGUGCUACUAGCAGCAUUGCCAGGCCCACACGCACCCACUUUGAGUCCAACCGCCCGCGCGCCGUGCUGUUCGACGGGCCACCAGAGCGUGCCCCUGGUAGCGUGCCCCUGGUGUACGUGCCUCUUGAGUCUGUAGCAUCCAAGUACUAUGGUGAGAGUGAGCGCCAGCUGUCGACCGUGUUUGCGCUGGCCAAUCAGCUGCACCCAGGUGGCGCCAUCGUGUUCCUCGAUGAGGUGGGUGAGUUUUGGGGGGGGGGUGUUGAGUGGGGGAAGGGCAGAAGAGGAGAGAAAAGGUGGCUGGUAAGAAAGUUUGGCUAA
Closterium sp. Naga37s-1 is the source of this 1500-nucleotide messenger RNA. NCBI's taxonomy places the organism in Eukaryota, Viridiplantae, Streptophyta, Zygnematophyceae, Desmidiales, Closteriaceae. The record is from the annotation of a GenBank genome assembly.